Messenger RNA from Drosophila biarmipes, 2851 nucleotides. RefSeq names its product centrosomal and chromosomal factor (gene corto). Lineage: Eukaryota; Metazoa; Arthropoda; Insecta; Diptera; Drosophilidae. The record is from RefSeq and is a predicted model, not a curated record. The coding region runs from base 1079 to 2719 and encodes 546 amino acids. The transcript has 2 exons.
GAGGUUCAGUCGCUUCAAAGAGCUCGAAUCGUGCGGACAUCGGCCAAGACAAGAGUGCUCCGGACCAAAAACGUUCUCAAGAGAGUCAGACCCUCGUCGCGCUGCGAGUGAUCGCCCAGGCUGUUUGACCAAAAGCAACCCAACUGGGACACAUUGUGAUACCAAAGUGGGCGAAUCGUCGCCAGACAGCAACAAAAACAAGCCUUAACUCGGGCGUCUGGCCAACAGCUGUUUUCGUGCGCGCUCUCUUGCCACUUUCCCGUUCUCUCGCGCUCCCGCUCCCACUCUCCGCAUUCAGCAACGCGCCCGCUCUCUGAGACCCGCUGACAACGCCAGCAGCGGCCGGGCAGAGGCCAGCAGCCACACAGCGUUUCUCGGUCGCCGCUCAGAUCCCGUUUUUUCUUCGAGUGGACGAGACGUCGUUCGGCAGUUCUAUCGCUUGUCGCUCACUAGAACUAACAAGUUUCCUACUCCGCGACCCACUCCCGCGAGAACAGAACGAAUGAGAAGCGCGGCGGAGACACGGAGCAACGGUCAAGGAGGAAGCAACGGUUAAGCCAGCGAAACGGGCAAAAAGACUGAAACACACGUGGAUUGUUCACUCACCCCAGACUCUCACCCACACUCACCCAGCAGCUGCAACUGUUCGCUGCAUUUAUGUAAAACCAAACAAAGACUGAUUAAAACGCUAAUAUACAAUAACGUAACGAAACAAAGUUAAACACGCGAACAGCAGUUAAAUAUAUACGGGUCAAAGCGAAUUCCAAAGCAAACACAUAUGGAUUAAGGUUCCUCCUAUCUCAAAACAAAAACAAAUACAGCAAAAGCACACAGCCACACAGCCACACCACACACACUCACUCACACUCACGGAUUACCUGCAGCGGCAAUUUACCGUUAGCCGCUCUUUUUGGAUUACCAGUGCCAAUAAAACCACAAAAGUGAAUUUUUUCGAAAGUGAAGAAAGCGAGAAAACGCCCGCAAAAUGCAAAAAAUCUGAAAAGCAAAGUAAAGCAACCAAAAGCGCAUUCUGUGUUACCGAAACGAGAGCAAAAGCUACAACAGCCCCAACCCAGCAAUGACGAUGGCCGCCUGCUACGCCAACUACGACAUGUCGUCCCUGUCGCACGGCAUGUCGGCCCUGUCCGCCCUGCAGCAGCAACAGCAGCAGCAGCACGGCCAGUCGCAGCAGCAGCACGGCCAGGCGCAGCAGCAGCACCAGCAGCAGCAGCAGCAGCAGCAGCACAUGUACCACGCCGCGGUGGCCGCGCACCAGCAACAGUUGCUGCAGCAGCAGCAGCAACACCACCGCCAGCAACAACUCCACCAGCCCGCCAACAAGAGCAGCAGCUCGCAGCGCCACAGCCACGCGGCGGCGGCCCAAACGCAGGUCGCCGCCGCCGUUGCCAACAGCAGACAACAACAACAGCAGCAGCAGCAACAGCAGCAGCAGCAACAACAGACCGCCAGCAGCAGCAGCAGCAACACCGCGCCCGCCGCGUCGCCGCAGAAGGACUACAGCAUCCCGCUGCACGUGGACUGCAGCGUGGAGUACGAGCUGCCCAACCAGCCCAAGCCGCCGGCGGGCCAGCGCGUGGAGCCGCUGCUGAUGAUCCACCCGUGCUACUUCCGCAAGAUGGAGUCCCAGCGGCGCAGUCCUUUCGUGAACAACAUGCACGCGACCGCUCGGGCGGUCAGCAGCAGUUCACUGAGCAGCGGGGCCGCCCUGGGCGGGGGCGGAAGCGGUACGGCGGUUGCCUCGGCGCCCAGCAGCAGUGCCGCCCGGAGAGGAGCUCGGGCGGCAGCCACCAGCGCCCAGCAGCAGCAGCAGCAGCAACAGCAGCAGCAGCAGCAGCAGCGCUACCAACAACAGCAGCAACAACUGCGGCAGCAGCACCAGCAAAUGUCGCAGAUGUCGCAACAGGCUCACUACCCCCAACAACAGCCUCAAUACAACCAACAACAAUCUAGUCUGGAACGCCGACGACAACAGCAACAGAGCAAGGAAUACAUGAUUGCAAAUCGCCCUCAACAACAGCAACAGCAACAACAGCUUCACUGCCUGCCUCUGGAUCAGCUGGCUGCUGCGCUGGCCGCCCGCACCGCCCUCACUCCCCACCACAUGCUGCACCCCCACAACCACUACGCGGCCAAGGGGAGCGGGGGAGGGGCUGGGGGCGGCAAGCGGGACGCCAUGAUCUCGGGCAGCAACUACGGACAGACGGCGGUCGCCGGGGGCAAGCUGCAGCAGUCGCAGGUGCAGCAGCAGCAGCAACAGCAGCAGCAGCAACACUGCCUGCCCCCUCCGCCCUGGGACGCGGCGUCCAUGCUGAUGGACCGCUCGCCGAUGGCCACAGUUCCUAGCAAUUAUCAGGCCGGCCCUGACACCAAUCCCAUGCGCCUCUACUCGGCCACGCCCACCUCCGGAGCGGCCACGGGCGGGUCGGCGUCGGUGGGCGCAGGUGGUGGGGGCGGGGCAGUGAGCAGUGCGGGGGCGACGGGGGCGGUGAACACGGCCACGGACAAGCUGAGCGGAAAGUACCGCCAGUACUUGCGGUCCCAGCGGAUGCAUCCCUAUGCGGCGGCCGCCUCGCUCAACCUGGCAGCCGCCGCUGCCGCCGGACAGACCUCAUUCGUGCCGUUCAGCUCGGCGGCCACUGCGGUGGCGGCCACGCCCACAUUCCAGCACCUGCCGCAGAUCUCCUGCUACAACGUGUGAUGCAGCAGCAGCAACAAGGACAACGGCAACAUCGCAGCAGCAACAGGAGCAACAGGCAACUUGCAACACAUGAGACAGGCGCCUACCAAGUACGCGUCGAUGAAAUAGCCGCCUCAAGGAAUAACCAAUAGA